Molecule: messenger RNA, 4074 nt
Organism: Daphnia pulex (common water flea)
Lineage: Eukaryota; Metazoa; Arthropoda; Branchiopoda; Diplostraca; Daphniidae
Product: BMP-binding endothelial regulator protein-like
Exons: 9
Coding region: 773-3337 (854 amino acids)
Molecular function (GO): protein binding
Source: RefSeq, a predicted model, not a curated record
AGCCAAAAGACUAGCAGCAGUUCUUUGGGUGUGUAUACGUAGUGGCCGUCUCUCUCUCUUUUACUUUUGGGUUGGACUGGUGGUCGGUUGGUUCUUGUCCGUCAGUUGGGGCUCAACAUUGUCGGCCAUCGGACGGGACACGUCUCUCCCACCCAGCACAGCACACACGAACUCUCUCUCAAUCAUUCCCCCCCCCCCCUCCAGCUUCGUUCAAACAUUUUUUUCAUUUCACUUUUGGUCCAAACGAAUCGAUCGUAAUGAAGUUCACGUCGUGAUUGUGCCACCGCGUUCCAGUUGUUGUCUCGUCCCGUGUGUUGUGUCCCGUGUGUUUUUUCUUGUUCGACAUUUUGUGCGGGUGAUCAACAACAUGCGACAAUUCUUCCUGUUGUAACAACAACAACAACAACAUCGACAACAAGUUGAAUGUUGGGUGAAAGUUUCGUCAGCGAUGAACGACGGGCAGUGCCAGUGCCAGCCAAUCCCGUUUUGAACUGAGAAAAACUUGAAAUUCACGAUCGUUUUUUUGUUGUUGUGUUGUUGUGUGUGUUGUUGUGUUACCGAGAAAAUAAAAAACCUGAAAACUCGUUGGCCAGCACUCUGAAUUUCGUGUAAACUUUGAAUUCAGAAAUUUCGACUGGGGCCAGAAGAUUAUCGGAUUAAAUUGUCGUCGUCGUCGUCGUGUCCGGCCGUUGGAUUCCAAAGUGAAAAGAAAGAAAAGUGUGUGUGUCUCGUUUCGUGUUGUGUGUAAUAUUUUCACGACGAAAUAAUAAUAAUGGUGAUGGCCGUGAACGCCGGUCGCUGGUUGGUGUUGGCCGUCGUGUUGGCGACGUCGUUGAUCGGCGGCAAACCGUCCGACGCCUUUCAAAUCGCGAGUUUGACGGCGACCAAUCAGAACUGCACCAACGAGGGCCAAACGGUGGUCGUGAAAAUCGUCGAGGAAUUCAUUCCCUGCAUGACCUGCAUGUGCAAGGAUGGCCACGUCCAGUGCAAGAAGGAGAUUUGUCCCAGCACGGGCAACUGUUACGUGUUGCAACAGAACAAGAGCGCCGCCGCCAAGUGCUGCCAAGUUUGCAAAGGUUGCCAUUACCAAGGUGUUCAUUACCAGAGCGGCAGCCAAUGGAACGAUCCCGACGAUCCUUGUCAGACGAUGACGUGCCAGGGCGGCGUGGUGACCCUGUCCCGUCAAACGUGUCGCUGGAAUUGGCCAGCAGACGGACAACAAAUGGCCAGCAGCGGGUCCGAGCCGACCAGCAGCCAGGACGGGACGUGCCAUCAUCUCUUACCGCCCAGGACGGGCGAAUGCUGCCCGCGAUGCAAAACCUGCAAAUGGAACGGCGGCGGCGGACGCAAUAACGUGACAACAACCGACCACGGCCAAGGCCCAGUCAGUCCCGACCCGCAAAAGGAGCCGUGCACUCUAUGCCAAUGUCUGCCAAACGGACAAGGCAUGACGUGCAUCCGCCAGACUUGCCCAGUCUUGCCCUGCCCGGCUAAUAAAGCCCUCCUUCAACCGGGCGCUUGUUGCCCAGUCUGCCAGGGCGUCCGCAAGGAGAUUGUCCCGUCUCCGCCGUCGGCCAUCAGCAGCAAUUGUCACAUUGGCAAAAAGACGUUUGAAUUGGGCGCCAAAUUCCGGCCGGACCCUUGCACCAACUGCACGUGCCAGGCCAAUUCGACGACGGUGUGCGUGCGGGACAACAGCCGACGACUGGGCGGCGGCGUUGGCUCCUGUCCCAACGUUCACCCGGCCACCAUCACCGUGGCUCCUCCUCCAGCAGCAGCCGGGACGGGCGAUGACACGACGACGGAGCCGUCGGCCUUGCCCGUCGUCGAUUCCUUCCAGCGGCAACAAGAAGCAACUUCGUCAAUUCCGGCUGGUAGUGGUAAAGUCAUUGGGACGGCGGGAGUAGCAGCUGCGAUGGCGACGCCGACGGCCCUGCCGGCCUCACGACCUCUGACCUGCGCCUACCGCGGCGUCACUUACCAGGACGGAGCUGGUUGGUCGCUGGAUCCGUGCACUCAAUGCAGCUGCGCCCAGGGUGAAGUCCGCUGUGCUGUCCAGCAGUGUCCAGUCUACCGGCCCAAGGAUCACAACCCGAACCGGCGCAAACACAAAUCCUCGUCGUCGUCGGCCGAUUCUCCUUCCGACUCGUCCGCAUCCGCAUCUUCUUCUCAUUCCGGCAACAACAACAACGUCCAGCCAACUCUGCAAGGGGGAGGUAGCAGCCAACCUUGUCCACCUGGGCGUCAUCCCGUCAAGGAGCCGGGCCAGUGCUGCCCCAAGUGCGUGGAGGACGAUGCCGUGUGCACCGUGUUUGGCGACCCGCACUACCGGACGUUCGACGGGCGGGUCUUUAAUUUCCAGGGGGCCUGCAAGUACCUGCUGACUUCCGACUGCCGCAAUGACAGUUUCUCCGUCCGGGUCACCAACGACGCCCGUUCCUCGCGCUCCUUCUCCUGGACAAAGACCGUCACUCUCACGAUUGAAGAUUUGAAAGUGACGCUGGGCCAGAAUAUGAAAGUCAAAGUCAACCACAAACGAGUGUCGCUGCCGUUCGUCAGCCUGGGCGUCCUCUCCGUCGUCCAGGAGGGUUACAGCGUCGUCGUCCGGACGAAUCUCGGAGUGAAAUUGCUGUGGGACGGCGAGAGCUUCCUGGAAGUGACGGUGCCGCCGGCGUUCAAGCGCCGACUCUGCGGCCUCUGCGGCAACUUCAACGGCCGCCGGCGCGACGACCUCCGCAUGCGAUCCGGCCAAUUGGCCCAAACCGUCGAACAGUUUGGCGCCUCCUGGAAAGUGGGCGGACCCAAAUCCUGCAGCAGCGCCACUUCCAGUUCUUCAUCUUCUCCUCACCAACGGAUAGAACAGCCAUCGCCUUCCUCCUCCCUGGAACACAACCAGCGGCGACUGCAACUCCAACAACAACAACAACAUCCCAACCAAUUGGCCAGUUCUUCUUCUUCUUCCGCCAUCCGGAAAAAGACGACAGUAGCGGCGGCGACGGUAGUGACACCGGCGGAAGAGCCGCUGUGCCAGAGGCAAUGGCACAUUCGCAUCCGGGCCGUCCGGGAGUGCAGCGUCCUCAAAGCCGCCACGUUCGCCCAGUGCCACCCUCAAGUCAGUCCCGUUCGGUUUUUCAAAUCGUGUCUAUUGGACAUGUGCGAGUGCCCGUCGGGAAAGCAGUGCUACUGCGAGGCCUUGACGGCCUACGCUCACGAAUGCGCCCGUCACGGCGUCACGCAGAUCGACCCCAAAUGGCGGGAGGUGACGGCCUGCACCGGCCACCACCACCACUCCUCCUCCUCCUCCUCAACGACCAGCGCCCUCGUCACUCAACUCUGAAAAAAUAAAACAAAAAUAAUUAAUAAUAAUUAAUAAUUAAAAUAAUAAUAAAAAACGACAAAUUUUUGUUCAUUUUUUCAAAAAAUGCCAAAACUCGUUCUCCUCCUCCUCCUCUUCCCCGAGCGCCAUCUUUUCUUGUCUGUCCAAUUUCAGAUUGGAAAAUUGUUUUUCUCUUUUCUCUCUCUCUCUCUCACCCAGUGGCCAUCAGCAAAUUGUUUUGACAAACGGACAAAAAAAAGUUUCACGAUUUUACCCGAUUCAUUUUAAGAAAAGAAAAGACAAAAAAAUAAUAAUCCGAUCAAUUGUUUUUUUAAAAAUCCCCGAAAAGAAAAAGAGAAAAAUUAUCGGUCCAAUGCGUUUUUCAUCAUUCUACUAAUUAUAAUUUGAUUGUCCAUAUGAAUAUUAAAAAAAUUGGCCAAUCAGCUCCUCCUCCUGUGUCUGAUGAAUCAAGUCAACUGCGUGUGGCUCUCGUCGCGAUCUCUUCCCUCCCCCGCCCCCUCCUCCUCCUCUUAUUCUUAAUUAUUAUUUCAUUAUUGAUGAUGUAAUAUCAUUUUAUUAUUUUUGGCUUUUUUUUUUUUUCAAUUUUUUUGUUCCAGCCCCCAACAUUAUUUGUUUUGUUCGUCGUCGUCAUUCUCAUAAUUUGUGCGUGUCUUUUUUGCUGGGGAUGUUCCACAUUCAAGUGCUGUAAAUAACUAGGCCUCUUUUUAUAUAUAUUAUAUAUAUCAAUUCAACCAACA